Molecule: messenger RNA, 1014 nt
Organism: Diplodia corticola
Lineage: Eukaryota; Fungi; Ascomycota; Dothideomycetes; Botryosphaeriales; Botryosphaeriaceae
Exons: 2
Coding region: 1-1014 (337 amino acids)
Source: RefSeq, a predicted model, not a curated record
AUGGUGUCGAGAAAGGAGAUGGCCCGCCAAGAUGGGACUGCCAUGCCCACCGCCUCAGCCCCGCCGCCCACGCCCGCAGCGUGUCUGCCAGGCUACGUGCGCUUCCCGCUGCUCAUCGUGCUGAGCCUCGCCACGUCAUUGUCGCUGCUCUCGGCCACGUCCGAAUUCAUAGACCCUCAGCUGCGCGAGGUGUCGCAGAGCUCUUCGUCCAACGAGGACGUGAAGGUUCUGUCGUCGAUAGCGUGGAAGCUGACGGAGCUGUCGGUGGCAUGGUUUGGAAACUUUGACGACAUCGACCUCGUCGCCCUCUCGGUCCUCACCCACGCGCCGUGGUACUACCUCCUAACCACCUUCUACGCCGUGGAACCCACCACCGCCCUCCUCUGCCUCGCCAUCGACGCCCUCUCCCUCGCCGGCCCCACGCGGCUCCUCCGCCCGCGCUCCCCGCAACACAACCCGCGCGCGCCCCGCGCCGCAGUCCCAAACGCGGCCAUCCUCGCCGACGCGCAGACGACUUUCGCCACCGCCCUGCUCGCCGCCGCCGUCCACGCCGUCGCCCUCUUCGCCGCCCUGCAGUCGUUCCUGCCCGCCUUCCUCGCCGUCCGCUUCGACGGCCUCGCCUCCCUCGAGGCCGCCCACGCCGCGACCGUCCCCGCGCUGCUCGCCGCCCUCGUCCCCGUCGGCUUCGCGGCGAGGGAGUUCGUCCUCGUGCCCGCGCUCGCGGCGCGCGAGUCGAGCGCGGAUGCGGCGCGCAAGGCGGCCGCCGCGUUCGACCCCGCGACGAGCGGCCUGCGCGAGCAUCUCGUGCAUAAUCUUUGGUGGUUCGGGAAGGGGGCGAGGGUGUUGGUCAAGCGCGCGGCGGUGGCGGCGGCGCUGACGGCGGCGCAUGUGGGCGUGCAUGCGAGCGCGAUGCUGAGGGGGGGCGAUGUCGUGGGCGCGUUGGGGUAUGCGGGCGUUUGGGUGGGGGCGGGGGUCACGACGGGGGUGGUGUAUGCGUGGGUGGAGAAUGUGUGA